Falco peregrinus (peregrine falcon) is the source of this 2617-nucleotide messenger RNA. Its product is annotated as ubiquitin carboxyl-terminal hydrolase 4-like. Gene Ontology annotation, molecular function: cysteine-type deubiquitinase activity. NCBI's taxonomy places the organism in Eukaryota, Metazoa, Chordata, Aves, Falconiformes, Falconidae. The record is from RefSeq and is a predicted model, not a curated record. Gene Ontology annotation, biological process: protein deubiquitination. The transcript has 10 exons. The coding region runs from base 16 to 1170 and encodes 384 amino acids.
GGCUCGCGCACCGACAUGGCGGCGGCGGAGGGUGGCGGCGGCGACGGCUGCGACGGCGUGUGGCCGGACCUGACGGUGCAGCGGGCCGAGCUGCGGUCGCUGCUGGCUAUGGCCCUCCGGCCGGGGGAAUCCUGGUACCUGGUGGACAGCCGGUGGUUCAGGCGGUGGAAGAAGUACGUGGGCUUCGACAGCUGGGACAUGUCCGGUGUGGGCGAUCCCAGAUUCUUCCCCGGGCCUAUCGACAAUUCGGGUCUCUUCAGCGAUCCAGAAACGCAGAGUUUAAAAGAACACCUCAUUGAUGUGCUAGAUUACGUAUUGGUUCCUACUGAAGCCUGGAAUAAACUAGUAGCAUGGUAUGGUUGCGUAGAUGGACAGCAGCCUAUUGUGAGGAAAGUAGUGGACUUUGGUGUGUUUGCGAAGCGCUAUAAGGUUGAAGUUUAUCUUCUUGAGCUGAAGCUGUGUGAGCGCAGCAAUCCUGACAAUGUAAUUAGCUGCCACUUCAGUAAAGCAGACACUGUUGCUACCAUCGAGAAAGAAAUGAGAAAGCUAUUUAAUAUCCCAGCUGAGAAAGAAACUAGAUUAUGGAACAGGUAUAUGAGUAACAUGUAUGUGCAGCUCAGCAGGCUGGAUAGCACAGUGCAAGAUGCGGGGCUCUAUCAAGGUCAGGUUGUUCUAAUAGAAGUGAAAAAUGAAGAUGGCACGUGUCCUGGACAGCAUUUCCUGGCAAAAUCAAGCACUGCAACUAGCAGAAACUUUACUACCUCUUCAAAAUCAUCAGCAAGUUCUUAUUCCUCAGUGUCUGCCACCUCUGUCAUUACUAACGGUGAUAACAGUAACUCCUAUGGACUGAACAGCUCCCACCUGGGCAGGGGAGGUUCUGGAUUUGUCUGUAACUCUUACAGCUGCAGGGACAGCGCUUCCCUGACACAGCCUGGACUCUGCGGACUCAGUAACCUUGGAAAUACCUGCUUCAUGAAUUCUGCAUUACAGUGUCUAAGCAAUACACCUCCUCUGACUGAUUAUUUCCUGGAAGAUAAAUAUGAAGCUGAAAUAAAUCAGAACAAUCCACUGGAGAUGAGAGGAGAAACUGCAGAGGCCUAUGCAGAGCUCAUUAAACAGAUUUGGUCUGGGAGACAGUCUUAUGUGGCCCCUCGGAUGUUUAAACUGUAACUGCAGUUGUCUGUGAGAAGCAGGAGGCAGCAGUCUGUUCCUCGUGGAGGAGAGUGGAGCAUAUCUCGUUAGCAGCUUGCUGUCCUGAAUAGCAGCGUGUAACCGUCACUGUCUCCUUGGCUCCAUUCAUGCUUUUGGCAUUGUGUGCGCCAAGGAAUACCUGAUCAAGUGACUCGGCCAAAAUAGAUACAUUACGUUUGACUUGAUGCAGGGUCUUAGUUUCACUGAGAAGAAAUCUUGGUGUGUUAUGCUGGAUGCACUGGUAGACACUCCCUUUCUGUGAAACUUACCCGUCAGUAUCAAUUUUCUCAGUUUUUUCUCAGUUUUCUUUGAUCCCUGUGCUUAGUCUUAAAUAAACGAAGAAAGUGUAUAGUGGUUGUACCAGAGCAUUAAAUAGGCAUCCACAGCUUGCUGCCAGCUUCCUAUGGGCUGCAUAAUGAACACUUAUCCAUGACAGAAACCAGAAAGUAUCUAUUACCUUUAAUUGAGUGUUUCUUUGUUCAUAUUUGGAGAUUUAGUUUGUAGGAAAAGGCAUUCUCAGCAAUGAAAAUGGCUAUAUUGGGUUACUAACAGCCAGCUGAUCUCCGUGCUGGAGAGCUGGAUCCCUGCGGUAGAAAGGAAUUAAUUAGGAGACAUCAACACAUCAAGUGCACGCACACUUGAGUUGUUCUUUAUUUGGUAUGUUCAGGACGUGAAAGGAAACAGUUGUAUUGGUAGGUGUUUUGAGGUGAUAACCACCAGUGCUGUAGCUCACUCCUGAGCCUCAUCGCUAGGUUUCUCUUUCAAAUUGAGUCUGAAGCCCCUGGCUUGGGUAUGGGACUACAGGUAAUUCUGCUCUGUCCUGGAAUUUUUGCUCCUGUUGCAUAAUACUUGCUUUUAGACAAAAGCUGAGGCAUUAAUUUGGGGAUUUGUUCACAGGCUUUUGUUACAAUUGGGGCAAAGAGUUGCAUAAAUGUUUCUUCAGAAAUUAGCAAUUGCUCAAGUUUCAAAGGAUCUUGCAGCCUUCAUGCUCAGAGGUGUUAGAAAACGGAUCAUGUCCUCAAGCAUUGGUGCAGUAUGCAAACAUACACCCCAUCUUUGUAAUCCAGGCUGAGGUGCAUGCCGCUUCUUGAGAAAAUAAGCGAAUUUUAUUUUAUAUCUGCCUUUAUUAUUUACAGGACCAUUCUCAGGGGAACAAUUAUUAACUAACCAAUUGAUUAUGUGCAUUUAAUCCAGAAAUUCCUUUGCCUUUGUUGGGAAGCUGGGUGGGAAAGGGAAGGCGGGUGCGUGUUGGUGGUUCUAACGUGUUGCUUUUGUGCUGUUAUAGGAGCUUGUCAGACCUGAAGAAGGAAGAGAUAUGGCAAACCGCAUUGGUGCAUGUGGGUGUAUGGAGUGUUUGGCAAAGACCAAAGACUGUGUGAGGGAGGUUUUUGAAAUGGCCACUAGAGCUGCUUUGCAAGCCUGGCGU